Gilbertella persicaria is the source of this 1971-nucleotide messenger RNA. RefSeq names its product regulator of G protein signaling domain-containing protein. Bases 1 to 1971 code for a protein of 656 amino acids. The record is from RefSeq and is a predicted model, not a curated record. The transcript has 3 exons. NCBI's taxonomy places the organism in Eukaryota, Fungi, Mucoromycota, Mucoromycetes, Mucorales, Choanephoraceae.
AUGGGCUAUAACCCUGCUUCCAAUAAAUCCAUACUUAAGUUUACGGUGGAUGGAAGGCCUAGUGUAGAGGACAUUCAUGACUUAUUCUCGACAUUAAUAUCAAGAAUCAAAUUUUCUUCUCAUAGACAUAUGUUUCGUAACUACUUCAACUCAUUUACUUCAGAAGAAGCAAUCACUGAACUUGGUUCACUGCAAUUCGCACAAUCUUUUCAAUUAGUUGAAUCAGAAUCUGCGUCGCGCAUAUCUGCGAAUGCCCCUACCACAUCUUUUACUAUGAACCGAGAUAUGGCCAAAGCAUUAAUUCAGCAAUUUCUUUGGACUCGAUUGAUAUUAAAUGCAGUUGAGCCUCAAAAUCGUACAUAUCGUGACAAAGGCAUCUGGAAGUUGAGUUCAAAAGGCUUAUGUGUACUUCAAGAGUUUUGCGUCAAGACCAAAGUAGACAUUGCUAAAUUUGCAAGACAUGUGGAUAUGUCUGCUCAGCUCAUGUUUCUUAUUCAUAUUGAACGACUUAAAGAAAACGACCGAUUGAAUUGUAAAAAGAGAUAUAUAUCUUCACUCUUUGCGAUCAUGAUUGCAAGUUUACCUCUUAGAAAAAACGAACAGACUGGCAAAUAUGUACCAGUACAAGCCAUACCAUCUCCACCAUUUGAUCCUACUGAAGAAGACGAUUAUUGCUCUCUCGAUGCUUCGAUUAAUUCAACAUCCACGAGUUCUCGAAAGCUAACAUUCAUAGACUACUUCCCAUAUAUCAAGACUCUACCCAAUGAUCUUCUUGUAUGUGCGUAUGGAAGUAGUCAACAAUUUAGUCAAACAACAAGUUUUCCUCAGCAAGAAUACCUUUUGCAAAACCUAAAACCUGCCUCUAAUAAAUUCCAAAUGCGAGCUAUAUUUACGUCGCUAUUAUGCUGCAAUUGGCUAGUGGAACAUUGCACGGUGGCAUCAAAUGAUGAGGCAGAAAGUAUCAUGACAGAAUUUCUGAAACUGGGUUGGAUCACAUUCUACGACAAGAAAAACAAACAUUGUGACCAAGUUGAAUCUUCCAAAUCUAUUGCGCUCAAUCUGACAAGAGCAGGAAUGAAAGUUGUUAUCGACAUUUCACUAGAAAAUAGUUCAGUAUCGACUGCUUCCGAAACAGGAACGACUUCUAGCUACUUUGAUUUCAAACCUCCAAUGCCUUCUGCUCUUUCGAAUUCUCCUCUUGGGAAUAAAUUUAGUUCUAUUUCUAACACGCUAAAUAACGACGAGACAAGUACUAUUCAUAGUAGCAAGACCUAUGAGAGUCACCAAACCAAUUCUGUCAAACUCACAUCAAUCUUGACGAACCCUCACUUACGAUCUUUGUUCAGAGACUUUCUUGAUGAAAGUUUCUGUGCAGAAAACUUGGAGUUCUGGAUUGACCAUGAUAAUUUUCGUAAACGAUGUCGUCGCCAGAAGGCAAUAGCAGAGGCAGCAUCUUCUUCCACGAGCUUACGUCAACUUUUAGAAGAUGCCUAUCUUCUUUGGGAUACCUAUUUGAAACCAAAAGCUCAUAAUGAACUCAACAUUGACUCUGCUUUACGAGAAAAAAUGGCUGAAGACAUGACAGAGAUGAUAACUAUCGUCAAUACGUCUUUACCUGGUCAAGACAGGUCAACUAUGCUCAUCUCAACUUAUCCUACUAAUCAAACCCUCAAGUCCCUCACACAUUGGCUUGAAAAAGCAAGUGAUCAAGUGUUUAAAUUAAUGGCUUCCCAAUCUGUACCCAAGUUCACUUGUACAACUCAAUACAAAAACUUGUUACAAAAGUUCCAACAACAACAACAAGUAGUAAUAGAAGCAAAUGAAUUCAGAGAAGAUUUCAAGCUACCUCAGCUUCAAAGAAGACAUACCAAGGCACAACGCUCAUCUGAAAUCGCUGCUGGUUUAGAUGAUUUUCCAUGUCCUCCUCAAAGAAGGGAAAAAGAAGUGUUCAAGGAGGCAUUUUAUUCUUGA